Messenger RNA from Capra hircus (goat), 1584 nucleotides. It is a transcript of the gene RAB4B, whose product is annotated as RAB4B, member RAS oncogene family. The record is from RefSeq and is a predicted model, not a curated record. The transcript has 7 exons. Gene Ontology annotation, cellular component: endosome. Gene Ontology annotation, biological process: Rab protein signal transduction; regulation of endocytosis. Bases 465 to 1166 code for a protein of 233 amino acids. Lineage: Eukaryota; Metazoa; Chordata; Mammalia; Artiodactyla; Bovidae. Gene Ontology annotation, molecular function: GTP binding; GTPase activity.
AAUAGCUUGUCAUCUUCACGGAGUAGACUGCAGGCCAGAGGCUGGAGUGCAGUGAAUGAAUCAGAAAGUGGUAGGAAGCAAAGUUGUGGGGCGGGGUGGGGGAGUGGAGCAAGGACAAGAUUGUAGUCCUUGAUAAAAUGAUUUUCAAGAGGCUUUAGCAAAGUAAUAGUUACUUGGACUCCGGAGCCAGUUGGUCUGGGUUUGAAUCCCAGCUGUACCCAGCAGUGGGAUCUUGGGCAAGUCAGUUAACCUUUCAAGACCUCCGUUUUCUCAUCUGGAAAAUGGGAAUAAUUAUUAGUAUACCUCCCUCACAGAGCUUUCUUGAGGAUUAAGUGAGUUGUUGAUGUAAGUAAAGACCUUUACUUCUGCUGGGUAUGUGGUAAGCGCUCUGCAAGAAUUAUCUGUAAUGGUUGUUACCCACAGUUCUGUAUCUGCUUGUGUCUGUUUCUCUCCCUGUAAUUGUGAUGUUCCCCUGGUUUCCAUCUUUCCAUAUCUUUCUCUCCGAAUGGGUUUUUCUUGAAUUUGGCUCCAUCCGCUCAGACUUCCUCUUCAAAUUCCUGGUGAUUGGCAGUGCAGGAACAGGCAAAUCAUGUCUCCUUCAUCAGUUCAUUGAAAAUAAAUUCAAACAGGACUCCAACCACACAAUUGGCGUGGAGUUUGGAUCUCGGGUGGUCAACGUGGGUGGGAAGACCGUGAAGCUACAGAUUUGGGAUACAGCUGGCCAGGAGCGGUUUCGGUCGGUGACACGGAGUUAUUACCGAGGGGCAGCUGGAGCCCUGCUGGUAUAUGACAUCACCAGCCGGGAGACCUACAAUUCACUGGCUGCUUGGCUGACGGAUGCGCGCACACUGGCCAGCCCCAACAUCGUGGUCAUUCUCUGUGGCAACAAGAAGGACCUGGAUCCGGAGCGCGAGGUCACUUUCCUGGAGGCCUCCCGCUUUGCCCAGGAGAACGAGCUAAUGUUCCUGGAAACAAGCGCUCUCACGGGUGAGAAUGUGGAGGAGGCAUUCCUGAAGUGUGCCCGCACCAUUCUGAACAAGAUCGACUCAGGUGAACUGGACCCCGAGAGGAUGGGCUCCGGCAUUCAGUAUGGUGAUGCCUCCCUUCGCCAGUUGCGGCAGCCUCGGAGUGCCCAGGCCGUGGCCCCUCAGCCCUGUGGCUGCUGAGACCUGCAGAGUCAGCUCACCUGCUCUCCAGGACCAGCCCUGUCCUUCCGUCUGGGGCCCAGACACAGGCCCUGGGAGGCCGAGCCCCUCACCUGCCCUGGCCCCAGAGAAGCUGCCCUGCCACCGGUCUCCCUUCCCUGGCCUGGUGGGGCCUGGCUGAGGGGCAAGACUGAGCCAUGGGGGAAGGGGGAUUCUCUCCGUGCCUGCUGCUGCUUCCUCUGUCUUGGCUAACCCUGUUUCCCCUGAGCCCCUAACUCCUCUUUGAGCAUACUCAGAGAGUUCACAAAGCCUGAGACCAGGGCCAUUUGGCCUCAGCAUCCCUGGCCCUGCCAUUGCGAGUACGUGUUAUUUAUUACCUGGAGGCCUGUCCUGUUCCAAUGCCCACCCCCCCCCCCAUAAAGCAUUGUUUACACCUGUG